GCUAUAGGUCGCAGGUGGGCCCUAUCAGAUAUAAGCUGCGAUCACAGUUCCCUGUACAGACCUCAGGAGGGAAGACGUUCAAAUAAAAGCCUGAAGAUAAGACAGGAUGGCCUUGUUCAAGACUGCUUUGCUUCUCUUCAUUUGUCUGGAAGGCAGCGCUCUGACUUCAGCUUUCAAGGUUGAUGGUUUGCAAACCGUCCCAGAUGACCUUAGAGCAACUGGGGAUGUCUGCCAGGACUGCACCCAAAUAUUUACACUCCUCGCUGACAUGUUUUCCAAUGCGGACCUCCAGAAAAAGAUCAUGGAUGGCAUUGAAAAUCUGUGCGACCACCUGCCAGGGCCAGCUGCUGCCAAACUGUGCAAAGACCAGGUGGAGAAGAUGCUUCCAAUGGCCAUCCAGUUCCUUACUGGUGUUGUGAAACCAGCAGAUGUCUGCAAAAUCCUUGGGCUCUGUGGCUCUUGUCACAAGCGAGAGAAGAUGCUCCAUUAUUUUGUCAGGGAGGCCCUUCAGGUUGCUGUGACAAGUGAGAAUGUGGAUCCCACAACACAAUGCACCUUCUGCAUUUUUCUCAUGAAGACCCUGGAGGACUUGCUGCCCAGAGAAAUGACUGAGGGUGCUGUGGUCCAGCUGCUGGAGGAGCUUUGUCAGAUUUUGCCCCCCUCCUACCGAGUCCAGUGCGAGGCCAUGGUUGGCAAAUUUAGCAAGACGGUCAUAGACGCCAUCCUGGGCUACGCCACCCCUCAGGCCAUCUGCGCCCUAAUCCGCCUGUGUAAAGGGCAGGAGGCUCCACUUGUAGACCCGUGCACUUUGUCAGCAUACAGGUGUAGAGACAUGAGGACUGCCCUCAAGUGUGGAACGAUGUUUUACUGUCAGAAAUAUGCCUGGAAGCCUCUCAACACCUUAAAAUAUUAAGUGUGGGACCAAAAAUAUGAGUCAGAGUCGAAGGCCCCAAAGACGACCCAGAUCUUUCAACAUCAAACUGCAAAUAUUUCUCUAACUGCUUGACACCUGUGGCAUUCUGUCUGAUAGCAUUUCAGAUACUGAUAUGGUAUCUGAGUGCAUUUUUUUUGAUUUUGCAUUGUACAUACUGUCUGCACUGAGUGAAGAAAGCCAGGUCUUAGCCGGACAAACUAUCAUGACAAAGGCAUUAUUUGAAGUUCAGGAGUAAAAGGAAUGUGGAGCAGAUAUGAAGACUCAACUGUAGGAUCAGAAAGUUGAAUGAUUCGUACAAAAGGAAGAAUUUUCACAAAUAUUCUGUCGACUUGAUAAGAACUUUAUGUUUUUCACUUUUUUUUUUUUUUUUU
Messenger RNA from Epinephelus fuscoguttatus (brown-marbled grouper), 1305 nucleotides. RefSeq names its product prosaposin (gene sftpba). The coding region runs from base 107 to 913 and encodes 268 amino acids. The record is from RefSeq and is a predicted model, not a curated record. The transcript is spliced from 10 exons. Gene Ontology annotation, biological process: sphingolipid metabolic process. Gene Ontology annotation, cellular component: lysosome. Lineage: Eukaryota; Metazoa; Chordata; Actinopteri; Perciformes; Serranidae.